Messenger RNA from Juglans microcarpa x Juglans regia, 933 nucleotides. RefSeq lists its product as uncharacterized. Lineage: Eukaryota; Viridiplantae; Streptophyta; Magnoliopsida; Fagales; Juglandaceae. The transcript has 3 exons. The record is from RefSeq and is a predicted model, not a curated record. The coding region runs from base 1 to 933 and encodes 310 amino acids.
AUGUGUUUUGUCAUUUCUCCAACGGCUGAUGGAGAGUCAUCGAGACAUCGUGGCAAUCGCCAAUGUCGUAAGUUUAUUCGGCGUGAUCAUAUUCAAAAGCACGAGCGCCUUUUUCGUGAUUAUUUCACAGAAAAUCUUGUAUAUCCUUCUAAUCUAUUUCAAAUGAGAUUUCGGAUGAGUCGUCUCCUAUUUCUCCGUAUUCUUAAUGAGGUAGAGGCUUACGAGCCCUAUUUCGUCCUAAGAAGAGAUAAUGCCAGAAGAGUCGGUUUAUCUUCUAUGCAAAAGAUAACUGUAAUACUUAGAAUGCUGGCGUAUGAGGUUACUGGAGAUUUUAUGGAUGAAUAUAUACGUAUUGGAGAAAGUACCGCAAUAGAAAGCCUAAAAAAAUUCUGUAAGACAAUCGUAACUAUUUUUUCAAAUGAAUAUUUGCGAUUUUCAAAUGCCAAUGAUAUUGCUCGAUUGCUUGCAGUUGGUGAACAAUGGGGAUUCCCAUCCCAAGGGCGUGCUCCUCCAAUCAAUUACAUAAUCAAUGGCAACGACUACACUAUGGGGUACUACUUUGCCGAUGCUAUUUAUUCUAAGUGGUCAACAUUUGUGAAGACGAUUCCAUCACCCCAAGGCAAUAAGAAGAAAAACUUUGUCACAGCACAAGAAUCCACAAGAAAAGAUGUCGAGCGUGCCUUCGGGGUACCUCAACAACGAUUUGUAAUUGUUCAUGGACCUUCCCGAUUUUUCAAAGUUAAUGAGCUAACAAAUAUAAUGAAAGCAUGUGUUAUUCUACAUAACAUGAUCAUUGAGGAUAAGCGUGAUGAUAGUCAGGGUCCGAGCAUGGAGUAUGAUCAAGUUGAUAAUGAUAUUUCAAAUCUGUCGCGCAAUCCAACAAACGAAUUUAUCAACUUCAUUCAGCGUCAUCAUGAAAUUAGAGGCAGCUAG